UCCAACUUUCAACCUGGUCAAGCAGAAAAGCCUUAAUAUCAAUAUGCUGUGGCUCUUAGCCUAGCCACAAAGGAUUACAAUUUACAAAUUUAAACUCUUGUGAUGUUCAGCUUCAAGAUGGCAACUGCUACUAUUCCUCUAUCUUUUGCUAUCUUCUUUCUCAUCACUCAUUCUGUGCUUCCAAGCUCCACCGAAGCAAAGGGAACCCUUCCAAAAUGUCCACCAGUUCUGUGUGGAAAAAAUGGUCGGACUCAGCUCCCUUUCAACAGAGUGAUGAACCCUCAAUGUGGGGUGGUCAAGCUGAACUGUUCAGAAAAUGGACCCAGGAUCCAAUUGAAAGGAGGAGGCCACUGGUUUAAGAUUGAGAACAUCUCUCAGUCUCAGCCAGAUUCUACAAUUUCAAUAGAUGUCAAGGACGCACUACCUGCGGAUUUACAAGAUCGUUGUAAGUUGAUGAAUGAGUACUCUCUUCCCAGCCCAACUGAUUCUUAUAACUUCACAGCUGAGAUCUCAUCAACGCUUUACAAUUGCACCAAAAAUCUUGGCUCUACUACGAAAGAUUUUGUCAAGACUGAGUGUAUUGGGUAUGAUUUCUACUACAAACCUCCAAACAUGAGUUUUCCAUACGAAAAACAAUGUCCAAACACCACACUUCCAUUUUAUUCACCUUUUAUUCCUUUCACUUUGCAAGUGAAAAUAAGCUCUUCUUGUUUUGGAUGUGAUAUGAGAGGAGGGAAAUGCCACAAUACUACCAACAAUCAAUUUCGGUGUUCUUUGCCCCCCAAAAAAGGACACAAGAGGAAAAUGCUAAAGUUAGGAGAAGGAUUAGCAAUUAUUUUUGGUGGAAUUGGGAUACUUGUGAUUGUGCUCAUCUGCUGCUUGAGGAAGUUCUCAAUAUUGUGUUGGAAGAAACAUAAUGAUGCUCAUCAAAGUAUUGAGGCAUUCCUAAAUACAUGUGGCCCUCUUCAAGUUAGAAGAUAUAGUUAUUCGAAUAUUAAGAAAAUGACAAACUUAUUCACAAAAAAACUAGGCCAAGGAGGCUUUGGUAGUGUUUACAAAGGAAAAUUACAUGAUGGACAUCUUGUUGCAGUGAAGAUGUUAAACGAAUUGAAAGCCAAUGAUGGAGAAGACUUUAUUAACGAGGUCGCAGCAAUCAGCAGAACUUCCCAUGUCAAUGUUGUCAGAUUGUUAGGAUUUUGUUUUGAGGGUGCUAAAAAGGCUCUCAUCUAUGAGUUCAUGCCUAAUGGCUCUCUUGAAAAAUUUGUGUACGAUGAAAAUGAAACUGAAGAAAGUUAUCAAUUAGAUUGGGAAACAUACUAUGGAAUCUCACUUGGCAUUGCUAGGGGAUUAGAAUAUUUGCAUCGAGGUUGUAACACGCGGAUUUUACAUUUUGACAUCAAGCCUCAUAACAUUCUUCUUGAUGCAGACUUUGUGCCAAAAAUAUCAGAUUUUGGCCUAGCCAAAGUCUGCACUAGGAAAGAUAGUCUACUCUCAAUGUUGGGUCCAAGAGGUACUAUUGGGUAUAUUGCUCCAGAAGUUAUCUAUAGAAACUUUGGAGCGGUUUCCCAUAAGUCUGAUGUCUAUAGUUUUGGAAUGAUGAUUUUAGAAUUGGUGGGUGGGAGAAAAAAUGUGAAUGUUAGAACAGAAGAUAUCAAUGAUAUAUAUUUUCCACAAUGGAUCUACAAGCGCCUUGAGGUUGAAGAACUAGGGCUCAAGACAGUUAUGAACGAAGAUGAUAAUGUAAAAGCAAGGAAGAUGAUUAUAACGAGUUUGUGGUGCAUACAGACUGAUCCCUCAAGCCGACCAACAAUGAGUAAAGUCAUAGAAAUGUUGGAAGGUAGCCUUGACUCAUUGCAAGUACCACCCAAGCCUUUCUUGUCUUCCCCACCAAGACCACCAUCAUCUGAUUCUUCUACUACAUUUUUAUCUCUAUAAGUAGUAUAAAAUCUCAAACAUAAAAUUUGGGAGUAUACAUAAUCUGUAUAAUGGAAGCACUUGGUUAAAGAGUAAAUUGUCUAGCAACGUUCAUUGAGAAAAUUUCAAGAUUUUUCCAAAUAUUUAAUUUGGGCAAAAAUGUUGUACUCUAAUUUUUUUUUUUAGCUAUAUCACAAUUCCAUUAUCUAUAAAAAGGGUACUAACUACCAUGAAUUUCCCUAAA
This is a messenger RNA of Humulus lupulus (European hop), 2158 nucleotides long. RefSeq names its product LEAF RUST 10 DISEASE-RESISTANCE LOCUS RECEPTOR-LIKE PROTEIN KINASE-like 2.8. The coding region runs from base 103 to 1935 and encodes 610 amino acids. Gene Ontology annotation, molecular function: ATP binding; protein kinase activity. The transcript is spliced from 3 exons. Gene Ontology annotation, biological process: protein phosphorylation. NCBI's taxonomy places the organism in Eukaryota, Viridiplantae, Streptophyta, Magnoliopsida, Rosales, Cannabaceae. The record is from RefSeq and is a predicted model, not a curated record.